This is a messenger RNA of Candida tropicalis MYA-3404, 1392 nucleotides long. It is a transcript of the gene SER33, whose product is annotated as phosphoglycerate dehydrogenase. Lineage: Eukaryota; Fungi; Ascomycota; Pichiomycetes; Serinales; Debaryomycetaceae. The coding region runs from base 1 to 1392 and encodes 463 amino acids. Gene Ontology annotation, molecular function: NAD binding; oxidoreductase activity, acting on the CH-OH group of donors, NAD or NADP as acceptor. The record is from RefSeq and is a predicted model, not a curated record. The transcript has a single exon.
AUGUCAUCUCCUCAACAAAUUGCUAGCACAUUCCAACAAGCUUUGAACUUGUCUGGAUCACCAAAUGCUGUUUCUACUUCCCCAACUCAAUCAUUUUUAAGUCAAUACGUUCCAUCCAAGCCAACAAAAGCUUUAAAACCAUUCAAAACUGGUGAUAUCAAAAUCUUGUUGUUAGAAAAUGUCAAUGUUACUGCUAUAAAUAUUUUCAAAAACCAAGGUUACCAAGUUGAAUUCUACAAAUCAUCAUUACCAGAAGAAGAAUUAAUUGAAAAAAUCAAAGAUGUUCAUGCAAUUGGUAUCAGAUCAAAAACUAGAUUAACUGAAAAAGUUUUGAAAGCUGCUAAAAACUUGGUUGUUAUUGGUUGUUUCUGUAUUGGUACUAACCAAGUUGAUUUGGAUUUUGCUGCCAAAUCCGGUAUUGCUGUUUUCAACUCUCCAUUCUCCAACUCCAGAUCAGUUGCUGAAUUGGUUAUUUCUGAAAUCAUCACCUUGGCUAGACAAUUGGGUGACCGUUCAAUUGAAAUGCACACUGGUACUUGGAACAAAGUCAGUGCUAAAUGUUGGGAAAUCAGAGGUAAAACUUUGGGUAUUAUCGGUUACGGUCAUAUUGGUUCCCAAUUGUCCGUUUUGGCUGAAGCUAUGGGUAUGAAUGUUAUCUACUACGAUGUCAUCACUAUUAUGUCUUUGGGUAACUCUAAACAAGUUGAAACUUUGGAUGAAUUAUUAAAGAGAGCCGAUUUCGUCACUUUACACGUCCCAGCCACUCCAGAUACCAAAAACUUGUUGAGUGCUCCACAAUUUGCUGCCAUGAAAGAUGGUGCUUAUGUUAUCAAUGCUUCUAGAGGUACUGUUGUUGAUAUUCCAGCUUUGGUUCAAGCCAUGAAAGCUGGUAAGAUUGCUGGUGCCGCUUUGGAUGUUUACCCACAAGAACCAGCCAAGAAUGGUGAAGGUUUAUUCGGUGAUAGCUUGAACGAAUGGGCUAGUGAAUUGUGUUCAUUAAGAAACGUUAUCUUGACUCCACAUAUUGGUGGUUCUACUGAAGAAGCACAAUCUGCUAUUGGUAUUGAAGUUGCCAAUGCUUUAUCUAAAUACAUCAACGAAGGUGCCUCUCAAGGUGCUGUCAACUUCCCAGAAGUUUCUUUGAGACCAUUAGAUUUGGACCAACAAAACGUUGUCAGAGUCUUGUAUAUCCAUCACAAUGUUCCUGGUGUUUUGAAAACCGUCAACAAUAUUUUAUCCAACCACAAUAUUGAAAAGCAAUUCUCCGAUUCUCAAGGUGACAUUGCUUACUUAAUGGCUGAUAUUUCCGAUGUCGACAUCAGUGAUAUCCAAUCAUUAUAUGAACAAUUGGAACAAACCCCAUACAAGAUCGCUACCCGUUUGUUGUAUUAG